Panicum hallii is the source of this 861-nucleotide messenger RNA. Its product is annotated as protein MIZU-KUSSEI 1-like. Lineage: Eukaryota; Viridiplantae; Streptophyta; Magnoliopsida; Poales; Poaceae. The transcript has a single exon. The record is from RefSeq and is a predicted model, not a curated record. Bases 1 to 861 code for a protein of 286 amino acids. Gene Ontology annotation, biological process: hydrotropism.
AUGACACAGCCUGCUCGGCGCCCCACGCCCUCCACGGAAAGCGUCGAGAUCGCCUUCUUCGGAGCCGCCUCCAUCCCCGACCCGCGGUCCUCGCCGGCCACCCCGCUCCCGGACAUCGCGUUCGCCCACGCGUCGACGCCGCCGCCGCCGCCUCCGCCGGCGCCCGUGCCGCAGAAGCAGAAGCACGGCAAGAACCGGUCGCGCCCGGGGCGCCUCAUCCGGUCGGUGCGCGCCGCGUUCCGGUCGUUCCCGACCAUCCAGGCGCCGUCCUGCCGGGGCAUGCCGUCGCUGCACCACCUCCCGGGGCUCUACGGCCCCGGCGGCGCCGUCCGGAACCACUUCCACGGCGCCACGCACGCGACGGGGACGCUGUACGGCCACCGCAGGGCGCGCAUCACCAUCGCGUUCCACGAGAGCCCCGGCAGCCCGCCGUGCCUACUGCUGGACAUCGGCGUGCCCACGGCCAAGUUCAUCCAGGACGUGAGCGCGGCGGGGAUGGUGCGCCUCACCCUCGAGUGCGACAAGCACCAGCACCAGCACCACGCUGGCGACGCGCCGCCGCGGCGGCUGCUGGACGAGCCGGCCUGGGGGGCGGAGGUGAACGGCGAGAGCGUCGGGUACGCGUCGCGGCGGGAGGCGACGGAGCGGGACGAGCGCGUGAUGCAGAUGCUCCACGCCACGUCCAUGGGCGCCGGCGUGCUGCCGGCCGACAUGUCCCACCCGUCGGACGGCGAGUUCACGUACAUGCGCGUGCACUUCGACCGCGUUGUGGGGUCCAAGGACGCCGAGACGUACUACAUGCACAACCCCGAGGGCGGCGCCACCGGGCCGGAGCUCACCAUCUUCUUCAUUAGGAAUUAG